This is a messenger RNA of Atta colombica, 1264 nucleotides long. Its product is annotated as transmembrane protein 170A. Bases 226 to 627 code for a protein of 133 amino acids. The record is from RefSeq and is a predicted model, not a curated record. NCBI's taxonomy places the organism in Eukaryota, Metazoa, Arthropoda, Insecta, Hymenoptera, Formicidae. The transcript is spliced from 4 exons.
CUCGUACGCUAUAGUUGUCUCUGACUGGUUUCCAGCUUUAUUGAAAGUAAUGGCAUUUUCCCCAUUGACCUGUUGGUAAUUCUGGAGUAAUAACUAUCCUAACGAUGUAACUCUUUGCUAAGGCGACUGCCAAAAGAACUGAUGCAGAAAAAAGCAAAUAAUUAACAAAGGAUUUGUGAAGAGGGCAGAUCAUAUAAAUUUAUCACUUUCUUUCUCAAUGAGCAAAUGGAUACACAGACGGAUAUCAAUUUACUGCGACCGCAAAUGACGUUGCGAAACAUGAAUUCUGGCAGUGUAUUCUAUAUGCCUUUAACAUCGUUUGCAGAGAUGUGGUAUCAAAUAUUUCUCUGGGCCCUGUUUUCCUCGAUAUUUGUACAUACGAUUGCUGGUGCAAUUUGUUUUGCUACUUUGCGACAGCACAAAUACGGCAAAUUUUUCCCAUUGCUUAUCAUAAUAAUGGGUGUACUAUUGCCACUGACAUCGGGUGUCGUCAGUUCAGCGGCAGUUGCCUUUGUAUAUAGAGCAUCUGGCUAUCAAAUGCCACCUUUAUAUGCAUUGUUUUGGGGUAUUGGACAGACUGUAGUACCGGUGUGCGUUGGAUUCACACGAAUAUUGGCGACUUUGUAACCUGUUAUUUAUUACAAAUACUGCAUUUGUGAUGUAUUUAUGUGUAUAUAAGAACAGCAGUCAAGCAUUUUUUUUAAAUUAGGUAUGUACAUAUUAGGCGUGGGAAAAAGUUAUAUCUAAUGGGGAAAACACCACGAACUUUUUCUCAUACCUGAUAUAUAAGUAGUCCAUCGUUGUGGGCAUUUAUAGUUGUAUUGAGCUGACUGUAAAAGUGGAAAAAAUUUUAAUAUUAUUAAGAAGAUGAGGAAUAUUUUCUAUUUGGUGACACACAAUAGUUGUUCUGUCUUUAUUACUCACGAAAUAGCAAAAAAAAAAUAGAAUGACAUUUGUAUCAACUUGUAUAUCAGUAAAAAUAUGUUUUCAGGAAGAUGCUUUUAGCGCUUCGAAUCAGUUUAUUCUUGUUUCAUGCCUAAUAAACGCUAAAUAAAGAUAGAGAUAGAGGAUGCUUUCCAUUCAUACUAAUACAAAUUGAUACAUUUUAUGUUUCUCGACAACUUUAAUGAAUAACAAGGACAAUAAUACUUGUGUUGAUUUGUGUCAUUAAAUAGAAAAAAUAAAGAAUGACAAAUAGUGUCUUCCCGAACGCACUUUAAAUAAAAGAUAUCCAAAUGGAAGAUUAUCCAAUUGGAAGAAUUCA